Messenger RNA from Magnolia sinica, 1249 nucleotides. RefSeq names its product protein argonaute 10-like. The transcript is spliced from 6 exons. Gene Ontology annotation, molecular function: ubiquitin-protein transferase activity. The record is from RefSeq and is a predicted model, not a curated record. NCBI's taxonomy places the organism in Eukaryota, Viridiplantae, Streptophyta, Magnoliopsida, Magnoliales, Magnoliaceae. Gene Ontology annotation, biological process: regulatory ncRNA-mediated post-transcriptional gene silencing; sugar mediated signaling pathway. Bases 195 to 467 code for a protein of 90 amino acids. Gene Ontology annotation, cellular component: cytoplasm.
UAUCCCAAAUACCGAAAGCAUUAGUUGAUGCAUAGAAGAAAGUAACAAGAACGUAAGAGGUAAAAGUGCACAAAAGAUGUUCCAAUGUCGCACAAAAAAAAUUGCAAGUUAUUCUUACCAUGCCUCGAGAACAUUCCAAAAGUAUGUAGAGCAAGCACAUGAAAUUCCUGGAAACUAUUCUUUAGUGCAUCAACAUGACGGUUCACCACAAUGCUUACCAUGAAGAUCCUUAUGUAAAGGAGUUUGGCAUCAAAAUUAGUGAGAAACUUGCUUCGGUUGAAGCACGCAUUUUACCUGCACCUUGGCUUAAAUACCAUGACACUGGUAGAGAAAAGGAUUGCUUGCCCCAAGUUGGUCAAUGGAAUAUGAUGAACAAGGUUUGCUUUCCGAGCCAAUUGCAACUAUUCAAGUUCCAACUAUCAACAUUUGCAGGUGUCAUGACUGCAUAUAUAGCAUUUUGGGAAUAAAGAUAUUAAAUCCAGAGCUGAGAGAUUUUUGAGCAGUAUCACAAAUUCAAUUGAGACAGUUCUGAGGCGCAAUGUGGAAAUCAGAAUGGGACUUAUUGCAGAUGGGGAAAAUUCUAUAAAUAGGAUAAAAGCAGUCAAGUCACCAAAUUCUAUGGCAGUGGCACAGAAGCAGAUGGAAAUGAUUGGGAUGAUGGGUAGGCACCGAAAUGCAGAUAAUAGCAAAUUAAGUACUUCAUCAUAUCAGGGCCCAUGUAAAGAACAAAUCAAUCUGACCAGAAAAAGCUUUAAUAGUUAUGAGUGUUCAGGGGCUCCCUUGUGCCCACAAUUUUCAUGUGGAAUGCAUUGACGAGUGGUUCCGGUUGAAUGUGAAGUGCCCCCGUUGCCGCUACUCCGUCUUCCCUAACCUCGACCUCAGCGCCCUCUCCAACCUUCACGCUGACUCUGGGUGCCCUCUGCUAGUGUUUUGAUAGCCACAUGCUACGUGCACACGUAGCUAGCAGGCCAGAGCUACCUGUUGAGGUUGCAGGGCCUGCUACGCACAAUCCGAAUGGAGAAUGCUGGUAGAGGCAAUGAUGAUGCUGGCCUAGAAGCAGCAAAAGAUGGAUAAGCAGUGUUAUGUCAGGGUCCGCCAAGCACGAUGGCACCGGUGAUGACGGGCGCGGCCAUGACUUUGUAUUAUUUGUGGAACCUAAUGUUAUGUAACAGUUUGAUUGAGUUAAACUUUAAAUAGACUGUUGUUAACUGUUUUGUUGGUAUUGUGGCUUUCAUGAUUGAUUGUUUCA